Molecule: messenger RNA, 1937 nt
Organism: Amphimedon queenslandica
Lineage: Eukaryota; Metazoa; Porifera; Demospongiae; Haplosclerida; Niphatidae
Product: probable serine/threonine-protein kinase roco4
Exons: 3
Coding region: 96-1937 (613 amino acids)
Source: RefSeq, a predicted model, not a curated record
UGUGAGUACCCAUUGAUAUUUAUCAUACAUAUGUAGAUGCUUAUGAGAGAGCUCUCAAAAAACAAGGAAGUGCUGAUGUAGCGUAUGCUCGUCUUAUGUUACUGGGAUCAGCUGGUACUGGCAAGACAUCUCUCAAGCAUUCAUUAAUGGAAGAGCCUUUCAAUCCUCAUACUACAAGCACCAUUGUAUCUGAUGUAUUGUCUGUACGACCAUUUGGACACGAGUGGAAAACAAUGAGAGAAAACAAAUGGAGAGAAACCUCAGCAGAAGAUGAAAUUGAAGAGCUUGCACAUUUGUUUAAAUCCUUUCAAUCUGGAUCAUCCUCACACCAUAAAUCUAUGAGUACACAAUAUUCUUAUGAUAAAUUGAUUCCUACAAGUGCUAUAACAUCCAUUUUGGGUAUAGAGAGUAGUUUUAUCCAAUCAAUACUAAGGAGAGCUACACAUAGUGAACUAUCUUUGAUGUCAACAUCGACUGUUCAACCAUUUCUUCAUAUAUGGGAUUGCGGUGGUCAGCCAGUGUUCCUUGAGAUUCUCCCAGCCUUCCUCACUCCUCGUACAAUGUUUCUCCUCCUGUUUGAUGCUUCAAAGGAUUUCAGGGAAAGAUGGCAGUCACGUCAGAAUACUCCUGCUGGUGAAGUGCUGUUUGGUGAGGUAGUGAAUGAAAGCACAAGUGAUCUAAUGGCCAAAUGGAUGUCUAUAAUACACAGUCACCUCAUGAAGCACAACAAAGAUGAUACUUCUUCUCCUAGUCUCUAUUGUAUUGGCACUCUUGGUGACAAGCUACUUUUAGAAAGCAAGAAAAAAGCAAAGGAGCAAAUACAGUCCUUAUAUGGGGAGAAAGAGUUCUCAGAUGUUAUCAAAGAUGUACUGAUCAUUGAUAAUACAACCUCAGGCAAAGGGGAAGAAGAAGACCCAAGCAUCAAAGAAUUACGCAAAGCUAUUGAUGGUUUUAUCAAUAAGUUAGUCGUUCCAACCCCUGUCAAUUGGGUUCUGUUUCGCAAAGUUUAUCAAGAGCUCGGGCUAAAUGUCAUUAGUUUAUCUGAUGCUAUUGCCAUUGGAGUGGCAUGUCAUAUACCAGCAGCUGAUGUUCCUGAAGUAUUGAAAUUCUAUCAUGAGCUGGGAGCUCUUCUUUACUAUCCUAAAAUAGAAGGUCUGAAGAAUAAAGUCAUUCUGAGUCCAAAAUGGUUUGUUGAUACCAUUGGGAAGCUGUUCCCACUUGAAAGAGGAUGGAGCAAAGAAGACAGAUGGUUGUUGUUUCAAAGUAAAGGUAUUCUUGUUGAACCACUAUAUCAAGAGGUAUGGCAAUCAAGUGGUAUUGAUCCAGAAGAAAUAAUUGAACUUUUAGUUCAUUUUUGUCUUGCAGCUUCAGUUCAAACCAAGCUUAGCAGAUUCAAGCAAUAUUUUCUUCCAGCAGUGCUACCAGGAUACACAGGUGAUCCUAAUGAAGUACAACCUGGUUAUAAACUAAGAACCUCACCUGCACACAUUACAUUCUCCACUGGGUAUGUACCUCCUGGCUUCUUCACUCGUUUAGCAACCACUGUUACUACAAAUCCCAAUGUUGAGCUCAGUUUUGAUAGUAAUUUUGCAGCUCCUGUCAUUCAUUCACAAAGUAAAAGUAUUUAUCAUAAUCGUGUCUACUUCUCCUUCUCUUAUGGCCGUCCUUCUGAUAAUUUUGUUCUUACUGAUAUUAAUGAAGCCAUUCAAGUUGAUGUGUUGAGAUAUGUCCCUGAGAGCAGUCAUUCUGUUCCUUUCAAAACAGUUUGUCAGCAAAUCAUGAAAUUGCUAGAUGCAUGUUGUCAACAAGUAGAAGACACUCUCAGUCAUUACCAUGGUCAUCAUGCCGAUCGAUCAUCAAGAAAAACAUUGAUGCUGAGAAGCAGACAUGCUCUGAGUUUGUUCACUGCGAAAUGGAAAGUUAUCCUCGCCGCCUAA